Molecule: messenger RNA, 2108 nt
Organism: Prunus avium (sweet cherry)
Lineage: Eukaryota; Viridiplantae; Streptophyta; Magnoliopsida; Rosales; Rosaceae
Source: RefSeq, a predicted model, not a curated record
UAAAUUUCUUCACAGUGAACUCUGGAACACCAUAGAAGCAAGCAACCAAGCAGGAGAGAGAGAGAGAGAGAGAGAGAGAGAGAGAGAGCAUCAUCAACAUCAAUAAUCAAUCAAAUUCAGCAAUCAAACUAUAACCAUGGCCCAGACCCACACCGACAGACGAGACAAGAAAUUAGCCCUUUAAUUAAUUCUCAAACGCUGCGCUUAACUCAAUCACUCACUUCUCAAUUCUAAAACCAUGGCCUCCUCCUCAUACGAAAAAUACGACAUCAGAAAAAGAAACCCAAAUCCAAAAGUGGCAGCUCUUUUAGUCAUCGACAUGCAGAACUACUUCUCCUCCAUCGCCCAGCCCAUCCUCCAAAACCUCCUCACCACCAUCCGCCUCUGCCGACGCGCCUCCAUUCCUGUCAUCUUCACCCGCCACUCUCACAAGUCCCCCUCCGACUACGGCAUGCUCGACGAGUGGUGGCGCGGCGAUCUCAUCUUCGACGGCACCCCCGAAUCCCAGCUCAUGCCGGAGCUCAACCCCGACGCCCAGGACCACGUCGUCCACAAGAACACGUACAGCGCCUUCAGGAACACGGGCCUCCAGGAAUACUUGCAGGAGAGGGGCGUGGAGGAGGUCAUCGUCACGGGCGUCAUGACCAACUUGUGCUGCGAAACGACGGCGCGUGAAGCCUUCGUUAGAGGGUUCCGAGUGUUUUUCUCAACUGACGCGACUGGGACGUCAGAUCCGGAGCUGCACGAGGCCACCUUGAAGAACUUGGCUUAUGGGUUUGCCUACUUGGUGGAUUGCAACAGGCUUGAGGGGGGACUUUUUCCCUCUCAACAACUUACUUAACCCAACUUCUCCAAUCUAAAAUGAAUGUUUCUGUACUGUAAUCGUCUCUCCCUCUCUAAAAUUAGUGUGUAAUAAUCAAUGUAUUUUUCUUUUUUGGUUAAUUUUAUUUUCCCAGGAACUUUGUUUGUCUUCUAUUUUGAUAAAACGUUGAAGGAAAUCCCGUGAUGGAUUUGGUUGAAUUUUUAUUUAUUUUUACGAUUUUGUGGAAAUUGUCGGUUUUUGUUAUUUUUGAAUGGGUAGAGAUAUGGGCCACAGUGAAGCAUCUACAUUCAAAAGUUGAAGCCCAGAGAGAGGGGGACGAUCCAAAAAUGAAAAAGAAACGUGGCAAGCAUUAUUUUAUUAGCAAUAGGCCAAAACCAUGUGAAGUUGAUAAGAAACCGGACUAUCCAGCCAUACCCUGCCUGCAGUGCAAUCCCAAAUUCCCUCUAUUAUCCAAAUCCUAUCCAACAUCAACAACCAACCUCAGACAAAAUCUCAUCAAAGUUUCAAACUUGAAACCCGAACCAAUCCCCAUCUCUUUCGCCCCUUACUCUCUCUCCCUCUCUCUGAAAGAUUUGGUGGCUAUGGAGGUCCUUUGUUCUUCUUCUCUUUUGACUAAACAGGCUCUUCCUUUAUCUUCAAUCAACUUCACAGGAGCUGGCUCAGUCUCAGUCCCUGGCUUCUCUUUGCCUUCCCUCAAGACUCGAGCUUUUCCCGACUGUAUCAGAAAACACAGUGCAGUUGGGAUCCCAAGGGCCUCUGUUGCUGUUGAGCAGCAGACCCAGAAGGUCAAACUGGCGCUAAUCAGAAUUGGCACCCGAGGGAGCCCACUAGCACUUGCUCAGGCUCAUGAGACAAGAGACAAACUCAUGGCAUCGCAUCCAGACCUAGCUGAAGAGGGGGCAAUUCAGAUUGUAAUUAUAAAAACUACUGGCGAUAAAAUACUGAGCCAACCCCUUGCGGACAUUGGUGGGAAGGGCUUGUUCACCAAGGAAAUAGACGAGGCACUAAUCAAUGGUGAAAUUGACAUUGCUGUCCACUCAAUGAAGGAUGUCCCUACCUACUUACCUGAGAAGACAAUUCUUCCAUGCAACCUUCCGCGAGAGGAUGUCCGAGAUGCAUUUAUAUCCUUAACUGCAUCUUCUCUGGCAGAUCUGCCAGCUGGGAGCACUAUUGGUACUGCUUCCCUUAGAAGAAAGUCACAGAUACUCAAUAGAUAUCCAUCGCUCAAUGUGCUAGAGAAUUUUCGUGGUAAUGUCCAGACACGGCUUAAAAAACUCAAUGAAAA